AUGGCAGAAAGAGCUCAAACACCUCAAGCACCAACAGUUAAAAUUGGUAAUUAUAUUUUAGGAAACACUCUUGGAGUCGGUACAUUUGGCAAAGUUAAAAUGGGAGAGCACGUAAUAACAAAACACAAAGUAGCAGUAAAAAUUCUAAACCGUCAAAAAAUAAAAACAUUAGAUGUAGUAGGUAAAAUCCGUCGUGAAAUAGAAAACCUUACGCUGUUUCGUCAUCCACAUAUAAUUAAAUUAUACCAAGUAAUAAGCACUCCAACAGACAUAUUUAUGAUAAUGGAGUAUGUAUCAGGCGGAGAAUUGUUUGAUUACAUUGUCAAGCACGGAAAAUUAAAGGAGCACGAAGCGAGGCGUUUUUUCCAGCAGAUUAUUUCCGGAGUGGAUUAUUGUCACCGACAUAUGAUAGUCCACCGUGACCUCAAGCCGGAGAAUCUGCUGCUGGAUCACAACUUACACGUCAAAAUAGCUGACUUUGGUCUGUCGAACAUCAUGACAGACGGAGAGUUUCUGCGGACGUCCUGCGGCUCGCCAAAUUACGCUGCGCCUGAAGUAAUAUCAGGAAAGCUGUACGCGGGUCCUGAAAUAGACAUCUGGUCUUGUGGAGUAAUUCUCUACGCUCUGCUCUGCGGAACCCUGCCGUUUGACGACGAGCACGUCCCAACGUUGUUCAGGAAAAUAAAGUCUGGGAUUUUCCCGAUUCCGGAGUACCUGAACAAGAGUGUGGUGAACCUUCUGUGCCACAUGAUGCACAUUGACCCGAUGAAGCGCUCGACGAUCGAAGAUAUAAAGAAGCACGAGUGGUUCCAGAAGGACUUGCCAGCUUACCUGUUCCCUUCUUCUGUCGAGCAAGAGUCCUCGGUGAUUGACGUUGAAGCUAUCAAUGAAGUCUGCGAGAAGUUUAACGUCAAAGAAGAAGAAGUCUACGCGGCUUUGCUGAACGGAGAUGCUCAUGAUAAUCUGGCUAUUGCUUAUCAUUUGAUUAUUGAUAAUCAACGGAUCGCUGAUGAAGCUGCCAAGACUGAGUACAAGGAGUUUUAUAUGGCUUCUAGUCCUCCUCCUCCUCCUGCUACUACUACUACUGGGUCUAAUGAUUCUAUUAAUAGUCCGAUCAGGCCUCAUCCCGAAAGAAUUGCUCCAUUCAGAGAACGGUCUCAGUCAGCUAGUGUUCCAUCGGUUACACAAGGCAAAGCUGCUGCUGCUGCUGCUGCUACUGCUACUGCUACCAAACGAGCCAAAUGGCAUUUAGGUAUUCGGUCACAAUCAAAACCUAAUGACAUUAUGACUGAAGUCUUUCGUACUAUGAAAAAUCUUGAUUUUGAAUGGAAAAUUAUAAAUGCCUAUAGUGUGAGAGUACGACGCAAGAACAAAUUAACUGAGCGAUACAGUUAUAUGUCAUUACAAUUAUAUCAAGUGGAUUACCGUAGUUAUUUAUUAGAUUUUAAAUCUGUAUCUGAUGAAACUGAAAUUCCUAACAGAGAUCCAAUGAUACCCACAACAGGUGGUCACCGUACAAUGGAAUUUUUUGAAAUGUGUGCUGCACUAAUAACUCACCUAGCACAUAUAAUCUCUUGCUUUAGUUAUUACUUCCAUGAUGAUUAUGUAAAUGGGAUGAAUUAG
Cotesia congregata is the source of this 1623-nucleotide messenger RNA. Lineage: Eukaryota; Metazoa; Arthropoda; Insecta; Hymenoptera; Braconidae. The record is from the annotation of a GenBank genome assembly.